AUUUGUCGUGGGAUUAACAUUACGUACCACGUUGACAGAUCACGUGAUCAUACCCAAAAGCCGACUUCCUUUUUGAUUGCCACAUGAAACUUUGAACAGUGAGAAAAUGAGUGCUCCACAAGUUUUUCACAAAGGGAUUGUUAAACAGGUUCUCUCAGGAGAUGCAGUAGUUAUCCGUGGACAGCCCAGAGGAGGGCCACCACCAGAAAGAACGCUUUGUUUCUCUAAUAUAACUGCACCCAGACUUGCCAGAAGAGCCAACCCUAAUGUCGAGGGAUCUGCAGAAACUAAGGAUGAGCCGUGUGCUUGGCAAGCUAGAGAAUUUGUGAGGAAACGCUUGGUUGGUAAAGAAGUAAUGUUUACAGUGGAAUACAAGACACCAUCGGCAACCAGAGAAUAUGGAUGUGUGUUUUUGCCCAAAGAUCCUUCAGGAGAAACCAAGGAAAAUAUUACAGAGUUACUUGUGGCAGAGGGUCUCGUAGAUCUGAGGAGAAGUGGACUUCGAGCUGAUGAUGAGAAUGCACAGCGGCUGUUUGCACUUGAGGAUGCAGCAAAGGCUUCUGGGAAGGGUAAAUGGAACGAAGAGGUUCUUACUCAUCCGGAGAAAUAUGUACGAGAUAUCAAGUGGACCAUUGAAAACCCUAGACAGUUUGUUGACUCGUACCAUCAAAAACCUGUUGAUGCUGUCAUUGAGCAUGUGAGAGAUGGAUGCACUGUCCGAGCGUUCCUGUUACCAGAUUUCCACUAUGUAACAAUUAUGCUCUCAGGAAUAAAGGCACCAAUGUUUAAGACUGAUGAAUCAGGUCAGCAACAAGCAGAACCUUUUGCGGAAGAGGCAAAGUAUUUUACAGAUAGUCGUCUGCUGCAGAGGGAGCUCAAGGUCAUUAUGGAAGGCGUGUCAAAUCAGAACAUUCUCGGAACUGUUCUUCAUCCAAAUGGUAAUAUAGCAGAGUUAUUACUGAAGGAAGGUUUUGCUAGAUGUGUAGACUGGAGUAUGGGAGUGGUAUCUCAAGGCUCAGAAAAUCUUAGAGCUGCAGAGAAGUCAGCUAAAGAACGUAAGGUUAGGAUAUGGAAGGAUUACUCUCCUUCAUCAUCCGGACCAACCAUUGAUAUCAAAGAUAAAUCAUUCCAGGGAAAGGUUGUUGAAUGUGUCAAUGGUGAUGCAUUAGUGAUCAAAACAGGAGAAGGGCAAUUUAAGAAGUGUUUCCUAGCAAGCAUCAAACCACCAAGACCUGCAGCAGAAACUGACCCAAGCAAACCAGGUAUGAGAGUCACUAGACCACUGUACGACAUUCCAUACAUGUUUGAGGCAAGAGAAUUUCUCAGGAAAAAACUUAUUGGCAAAAGGGUUAAUGUGGAAGUAGAUUACAUACAGCCACCAAACCAAGGCUUCCCAGAGAAAACAUGUUGUACAGUUACCAUUGGUGGAAUCAAUGUUGCCGAGGCUCUGAUUAGUAAAGGUCUGGCUACAGUGAUCAGGUAUCGUCAGGACGAUGAUCAGAGGUCUUCCAAAUAUGAUCUUCUCUUAGCUGCUGAAGAAAGGGCAAAGAAGAAGGGUGUAGGUCUUCACUCUAAGAAGGAAGCACCCAUACAUAGAGUAGCCGAUGUCUCGGGGGAUAUAACAAAAGCGAAGCAGUUCUUACCUUUCCUGACCAAGGCUGACCGACUUGAUGCUCUCUGUGAAUUUGUGGCCAGUGGCUCAAGGCUGAGAGUUUUCCUGCCAAAAGAAACGUGUCUCAUUACUUUCCUUGUCUCAGGAAUUGAUUGUCCCCGAGGAUCACGCCCAGGUCCUGCAGGAUCCACAAUACCAGCUGAACCAUUCGGUGAGGAAGCUACCAUGUACACCAAAGAACUCUGUUUGCAAAGGGAGGUUGAAAUCAAAGUGGAGACAACUGACAAAGGUGGUAACUUUAUCGGCUGGUUGUUUGUUGAUGGUGUGAACUUAUCUCUGUCCCUUGUAGAGCAGGGGCUGGCCAAGGUUCAUUUUACAGCUGAGCGCAGCGUCUUCUACCCACAGAUGUUGAAAGCAGAGGAGGCAGCAAAGUCACAGAAGUUGAAUAUAUGGUCGAAGUAUGAAGAGCCUAAGAUAGAGAAACCAGAAGAUGAACCACAGGAGAGACAAGUUACUUACAGAAAUGUUGUUGUCACUGAAGUUGGUGAUGACCUCAAGUUCUACGCCCAGAAUGUUGACAAUGGUCCACGCCUAGAACAAUUAAUGGAGGAGCUACGUGUAGAAAUGGACACAAACCCACCAUUGCCUGGAGCUUACACACCGAAGAAAGGAGAUCUUUGUGCUGCUAAAUACUCAGAGGAUAAACAAUGGUAUCGAGCAAAGGUAGAAAAGGUCCAAGGAUCAAAGAUCUCAGUACUGUUCAUUGACUAUGGAAAUCGUGAAGUGACAGAUGCAACACAACUGGCUCAGAUGCCGUCACAGUUUGCUGUAAUGUCUCCUCAGGCCACAGAAUACAUCCUGUCUUUUGUUACAAUGCCUAAUGAUGAGGAUGCCAAGAUGGACGCCCAAGAUGCCUUCUACAACGACAUGUUGAAUCGUCAGCUCAUGUUGAAUGUUGAACAUCGUAUUGGGGGCUGUGAAUGUGUCUCGCUCUGUGAUCCAGAAACAAAGGAAGAUGUGGCAAAAGGUCUAAUUAGCGGUGGUCUUGUUCUUGUAGAACAAAGGAAGGAGAAAAGAUUUGCAAAGAUGAUCUCAGAGUACAAUAAAGCUCAAGAUCUUGCAAAGGCAAACAGGUUGAACAUCUGGCGUUACGGAGACUUCAGAGAAGAUGAUGCUAAAGAAUUUGGAUACAAGCGCUAACGUAGACCAAUGCUUGACAACACAAGUGGAACGGGCAAUGACGGCCAUUUACACAUUCAGCAAUACACUGACGACACAUUAUAGAUUCACAGGAUUGAAUGUGUUUGAAUGAAGAUUGUUGUUUGUAUAUAUGAUCGUUAUAAAGCACAGCUACACAAGUGGAAUCUAGGUUUUAUAUGUAUUCGAAAUCAAACCAAUAAACAUUACACAAGUUCUCUAUAGCUUUUUUCAGAAUUGUUUAAGAUGAAAAGUACAUCUAGAAAACCAGAAAUAUAUAUUUAUUGCCUAUUUAAUACAUGCUACUAUAAUCUUCCUUUUACCAUUUGUUUUAGAAUGGUUUUAUGCAGAGGAGAUCAUUACAUUAUUUAAUACAACUUUAGAUUAUCAAAACCACAUAUUUUUGUUAGAAGUUUAUAUAUUUAUUGAAAGUGUUUUCUUUUCUGGGUGUACUUUUCAGUGGUUAUGGGUUCUAAAAAGCCCCUUUGUGAUUACAUAGGAAAUUUAUGUAUUUUUGUCUUGUUUUCUUUUGUUCUUGUGAAUGAAAGAACUUGUAUAUCGACCAGUGUGUUCUAAGAAUAGCAUUCAUUAUCAUUACAUGUUCAUUUGAUAUAGCUUUAAUAGUUACAUACUAGGGUUGUCCAUCGUUUAAAAUAUUUCAUUCCAUUUCUGUUUGGUGCUACUAUUUCUAUUUAUGAUACAUGUAUGAUUUAAGUGAUAACAGAAUAGAAACUCAAGGGAUUAAGUUCUCACCACCUCCUCCAUUGUUUUCUUAUAACGUGGCCUAUUGACAUUUUUGCUGUUUAGGGGGAGUAAGCCUAUGUGACUGCACAGGCCCCAUGUAAGCUUGCUCUAGAUAGAUCUAUUGGUAUUUCUAAGCAAUAGGUAUUAUUUGAUAUGAACACAUAGAAAUCUUAGUGUCAUAUUUCUUAUAGUUAAAUUCCAUGUAAAUCUUGUCCACAUGAACUUGUUAUAAAGUUAUUGUCGAGCCUGCUUGAGGUGAGCUCGACUUACUUGUCACUUUUGGCGGGUCAGUGCACAUGUGCGUGCAUCCGUGCAUACAAUUUUGUCCAGACCCUAACUUUGACAUGCAUGGACCAAUCUCGUUUAUAUUUGGCAUGGAUGUUUACCUCAAUGAGAAGGAUUGUCUUGCGCAAACCCUAUGUUCCUAUCUCAAAGGUCAAGGUCACAGUUGGAAGUCAAAGGUCAAAUUGAAGUUUGUCCGGAGCAUUUCUUCUUCAUGUAUGGUGGGAUUUUGAUGUAACUUGGCAUGAAUGUUCACUGUUAUGAGACGGAGUGUCAUGCGCAAGAACCACAUCCCUAGAUCCAAGAUCAAGGUCACACAUAGACAGCUGGCAGGCUCGACAUUUUGCCCAUGGGCAUACUUUUUACAUAAGUGAAUGACUUUGUUACAUGGUAUAAAGCAGUAUUCAUUAUAAACAGAUAUACAAAUAUACUAAUUUUUUUAAGAUACGCUUUUUCAUUUUGUUCAUUAGUUACAAAGUCUGUACUUAGAAGGUUGAAUGAAAAACUAUAUUUACAAACAGCUUUGUGGACAUUAUUCAAUGUGGCUAAUGUAUUUCAUGUUUUUGUGUAUGUACCUGCUCUUCAAGAGUCUACUAACACAUUUACGACUUAUGCAGAGUGAAACUAGUUACCAAGAAUUCUUACACCUUUUUUGCAUUUUUUAAGCAGCUAUGCUUAUUAGUGAUUCUAUUUUGAAUUUUGUAUAAAUAUUUCCUAUGUAGACAUAACACAGGCUGCAAUAAAACAGCAUAAUCUUUUA
This is a messenger RNA of Mercenaria mercenaria, 4595 nucleotides long. Its product is annotated as staphylococcal nuclease domain-containing protein 1-like. The transcript is spliced from 22 exons. The record is from RefSeq and is a predicted model, not a curated record. Gene Ontology annotation, biological process: mRNA catabolic process; regulatory ncRNA-mediated gene silencing. The coding region runs from base 107 to 2812 and encodes 901 amino acids. Gene Ontology annotation, molecular function: RNA binding; nuclease activity. Gene Ontology annotation, cellular component: cytosol; nucleus; RISC complex. NCBI's taxonomy places the organism in Eukaryota, Metazoa, Mollusca, Bivalvia, Venerida, Veneridae.